UUUACCUGCUCUGCUGUGUUGCUUUCUCCUGGAUCUUUGCGCGUCAUGACAGAGAGGCCGGUUUUCUGUGGCAUGCUGCGAGCUUCUGGCCACGCCGAAGUAUGGGAUCACAGCGACAAGGAGAAAUUCAAGCAGUUUGGAUGGCGUUGCUCUAACAGCGAGAGUUCGUACAAGACGGACACUCUCCUCGGAAAUUGGUGCGAAGAACGAUUCGAUGUGAACAAAAUGGCACGUCAAAAACCGCUACCAUCACAGUACAGUCACUACUUCGAGACGACACACAAGACUUCAUUCGGCAAUGACAACACACCAGUACCCCAGAGUCUCAAGAAACACAGAGGAAGGGAUAUUAUUGUAUUUCCUGCACAUCAGCCACAACUCGAUCCACCCAAAGUGAGGGAAUCACGCAAUCGCAACGCGUUCGUGAGCACAUCGAUUGCAACGUAUGGCAGACCGAAAAGCACGUGACGUCGACCGGAAAUCUGCGUUUCAUCGAACUGUAUAGCGUGUACACAGACUCAGCACUAGAAUUGUGUUUGACUGGAUGUCGGCAUAGUGGUACAUCCGGGCUUUUAUGUUAAUUAAUAAUAUUUAAAAGGCCACUGCAGUGCAAAAAAAUCAAAAAUUAUUUUUUGAGUUAA
Messenger RNA from Corticium candelabrum, 641 nucleotides. RefSeq names its product cilia- and flagella-associated protein 68-like. Gene Ontology annotation, cellular component: nucleus. The record is from RefSeq and is a predicted model, not a curated record. Bases 46 to 468 code for a protein of 140 amino acids. NCBI's taxonomy places the organism in Eukaryota, Metazoa, Porifera, Homoscleromorpha, Homosclerophorida, Plakinidae. The transcript is spliced from 4 exons.